CAAAAUCGCCCCCCAAAUCACGCCCCGGUUCAACUUUCUCUCUCUACAAUUUCGGCCGGUCGGUUUUCCUGUAAAUCUUAGCCAACAAAAUUCCUCUUUCACUCCCAGCCGCUCACUAAAACCCUUACUCCCGGCCACCUCCUUUCUCACUCUCUAUCUACGCCUACGCCAGAGAGAUAAAUUGGUAAUUUGGGGUUUUGUUUAGUCCGGCUGAGUGCAUUCCUCAAUUUGAUCGCGGUCUAGUGCUUUUAGUUGAUCUUCAACUGCUGAGUAGGGCUCCUUGAUCCGUGGUUUAGCUUGUGUUUAGUUUGUUUGCUUUUAUUUUUCCGAAUCAUCUUGAGUUUUGGGGUGCGUUAUUAGUAGCUUGGGGCUUGAUCAAGUGUCUACUGAGCAAGGCUCUCGAUUUUCAGUUUGUUAACCCUGAAAUCCCUACUUGGUUUUCUUCGGAUCUUCGAAAACGGGUUUCGGAUGAUGGAUCUGAGUGAUAAAGGAUCGGAGUGUGAAGAAAUGAGUUGCCAAACACCCACCCCAGAUAGGGUUUCAUCGGACGGCUCAAAUGUGAAGACUUGUGUUGACUGUGGCACCUCAAAAACCCCCCUCUGGAGAGGUGGCCCUGCUGGUCCCAAGUCACUGUGCAACGCAUGUGGGAUAAGAAGCCGGAAAAAGAGAAGGGCCCUAAUGGGCGUCACUAAAGACGAUAAGAAAAUUAAGAAAUCGCCCAAGACCAACAGCGGCAGCAGUUGUACCAGCAGCAACGGGGAUAGUACCUUCAAGAUCAGGGAUUCGUUUAACAGGAAAUUGUGGGCUUUUGGAAGGGACGUGGCUCUGCAGAGGCCAAGAUCCAACACUAAUCGGAGACGAAAAUUGGGAGAGGAAGAACAAGCGGCUUUCCUCUUGAUGGCUUUGUCUUGUGGGUCGGUUUAUGCUUAGGAAUUUUGUGUACUAGCUGCAGUAGUAGUUGUACUAUUGCAAUUUUUUUUAUUUUAAUUUACGAGCUAAUUUGAUUUUCAAGAAGGAAAAAAAAGGGUAAUGGCUCAAAUGGGCUUUUCCCCGAUGCGGAAAUGAAAUUUGUCCUAAUUUAUUGCAAUAGAAUUGGAUCUUUGUAGAUUUUAUCUAAUUUUAAACGUGAUUUUUGAAUGCUUGAAUAAAAAGA
Messenger RNA from Striga asiatica, 1153 nucleotides. The record is from the annotation of a GenBank genome assembly. Lineage: Eukaryota; Viridiplantae; Streptophyta; Magnoliopsida; Lamiales; Orobanchaceae.